Messenger RNA from Amoebophrya sp. A25, 3481 nucleotides. NCBI's taxonomy places the organism in Eukaryota, Dinophyceae, Syndiniales, Amoebophryaceae. The record is from the annotation of a GenBank genome assembly.
AUGCACGUGUUGGAGCCUGGGAGAGCGCUGGAGCUAUUUCGACAAAUUCAGUUAAGGUUGUUACUGCUAGUGCUGUUUGGUUGAUAUGAUUCUGUCGUGAUUCUGCGUUCUUAGGCAGAAUAUUCCCUCUGGUACCUGAAUCUGUCGCUAGCACUACAAUAUUAAACCCGAAUGAGGUCGUGCACAGAAAAAGAAGUGCUACCUGGCUUUUAUGCCUCUUCCAAUAGUCGCAUUUCUAGCGGAACAUGGUUUCGAUGCGAGGAUAUCCGCGUUUUUAGCAGAGCAUGGCCUCGCGCAGGCAUGCGACCAAGAGACGGGACGACUCUGCGUGCUUGUAUUAUGGUCGAUCAUUCGUGGCGGAUUGUUAUUCCGUGAUGGUUCUAUGGAAGUCCUCCUUUGCAGGAAUUAUAUGGGAAAAUGUAACCUGAAAGUAGCUUUGCUCUUCUUGUCAGUGUAAGUAGGUGAAUUUUUCACUUGUCUAAUCAGAUCCAAGUACCUAUUGCAGAUGUUUUUGGCACUGGUAUUGUGGGAUUUUGGAAUGCAGUUCCAGCCAGGCAACUGGUUGAUGAUCGCAAUGUACAACACGCAUCACGUCGGAGUCUUCAUUGCGCUGCAGUUUCGAAAUGAAGUGGAGUUAUGCAUUUUAUUCAAGAAAGGUCUUCAACUUUUUAGUUGAUCUUCAAUGGAGGAUGAAUUUAGUUGCAACAGUAGCGUGUUGGCCCUUCUGAAUGGAACACAGCAGUUUUACUUAUAAAGUUUUUUUACUUUGGCUUCUACAUUCAUACUGAAUCCCAUCCAAUAUCUAACUCACCAAGCCUUUCAAGACUCGUGCUUCUUUGCGUGGUUAUGGGCGAUUCACUCCUUCGGCUUGGUGUUGGAGGUACUUUCACUUGUCACCUUUCUCUUACCUGCCUCCACAAUGCAACAACCCUAGUAUCACCUGCCAUCACCCAAUCAUAACCAUCCAAGAACAUGAACAUCCUCAUUUUCCCUUUUUUCCACUCAACCGACCGCAUUCCCAUUCAGGUCUUUUUCCCCCUUAUCGGCAUUCGAGCCAAAGAAGGUCGUCACUCCUACGAAUUGGACUUCGUGAAGCACCUCUACUCGAUGGUCACCGUAAGGCAGUUUUACCUCUACCUAAACGGACACGGACAACCCGGUUUGGCUUGUGACAACUACCAGUCGUGGGCAUUGGGGAUUAUGAUUGCUUCCCGAUACUUGCUGCACGAUAACUGGCGACAUCGAGAAUUUUUCCGCAGGAUCGAAAUUCCGGGAUUUUGUAUUUAAGACCAAUGAAAAGCGUUUCAGUUCUAUGAUAGGUGAAGUGUAUCCCUGUGUCUCGUCACAUCAUGGAAAGCUACCUUUCGAAAGUGGUUACUGCAACGUCUUCAACAAGAGAAUACAACUUCCUUCACAGCUAAUCAUGGUAUUCUACUAGGAGGACGCGACCAGUAUUAUGAUUGGAGUCUUCGACAACUGAAAGUGCAGUGCUGGUUGUGGUUACUGUAGCGGCUUCAACCACAAGUAAGGUAUCUCUACAAAAAACCCACACUUCUAACACCAAGUCUGCGUGGAUCAUUUCUUCGGCUGUGACGUCUAUAUGCAUCGAGCCUUCGGACUUUUCUUCGGUUUGUUGUUCACUUACAUCACGCACGCAGUCUUUUUUGGAAAUGUGCGCUCAAUGCCUGCCAAUUACGACUUAGAAGAGUCGUCGAAAUUGCAGAGGUUCUUGGAACAAGAAGCUGAGAAAACAGGAGACCACCUAGAGAAGCUGCCGACUGACUACCUGUCUUUCAUGGUGCAAUGGUUCGAGACCAAAACUUGUAAGCAGUUAUGGAGAAAUGAAAAAAAUGUGACUGAUGCACUUAGACUUACUAACUUAGAUGAAGACCUCACGUGAACCAGAGCAAAUUGUUCGGGCUUUCGACUUCAAUUUCUGAAUUCUGAGUGAAAAUAUGUUCAGAACAUGAGUGAAAAUAGAAAUAUGUUCAGGGCAUUGUGCUAGUUCACAGGGAAACCAAAUCCUGUCUUCUAACACAGAGUAAACUGGAGCGUGCUGAAGGGAAGCCAGUGCAACUGUGGAAAGAAAAGUGGCCUUUGCAUUGCUUAGCGGCUACAGGUGCUAAAAACGCAAUUACUCUGUCCAAGAUGUUGGAGGACAGAGCGGUCACGACAGCAGAUCUAAAUGCCCAGAUGACUGACUGGCAUAACUCAGCACCUCUGCAAUGGUCGGUCAAUCUGCGGAAUCAUGCGGUCACAUUGGUGCUGUUGCAGAAUGUUAUGAAGACUAGUCGUUUUUUAUUUUGUACCAAGCGGACAAGGACAACUUUGGAUUGAAUUGUCCGGUCCCGCUACUUCCCGGCCAUACCGGCAUCAGAGGAUUCAUAAGAUAGACAAGCACCUCUCUCGUCUCAAAACCACCUUAACGCCUUCGAGUAAACCGAGGACAGGUAAAAUCUUCUGCUAGUAGCCGUGAUAAAGGACAAGGUGCCAGCAUAGUUCUAAGACAUGCGCAAACCCCUACCAGAGUGCGACAUCGGCAUCGAGCGCGAAGACGGCAGUGGACUUAGCCUUCGCGAAAGGAGGAGGAUUAGUUAUGAUUAGUUGCACAAGAUGAGCUUUAUAAUAAUCUGCGAAUGCUCUAGAAAGAUGUGGUAACAACUGGUCGUCUAGAAAGAUGUGGUAACAACUGGUUUUUACUCGUUUCCGUCUACAUUUUAGUCCUUUGACGCAUAGAUAAUGGGUACAUGCUGAUCAAUCAUAGUCCCCAAGGAACUCACACGUUUUCCAUGACUCUUCUAAACCUUGAAAUUGUCGGAACUUUUGGUCUCGCUUUCACGCACUCUGCUUGGAAGAGUGGCCUCCUCUUGAUGUGCCCUGGGGAGAACGGCCGGUUCAUGUCCGGUUUUUACAAGUGGUGAAAGCCUUUUGAGGGAGUAUUUUGUUUCAGGAGAUGAUAAUAUCGAUUCACUGAUUCAGUACCUUGUACAGUUUGUUGAAAGCUACAUUCAUGAUACAGAAAAACAAAAAAGUUAAUUCAUGAUACAUAAAAAAGUUACAUUCAUGAUACAUAUUUAUAAAUAUUUAUAGAAGUUACAUUCAUAAACACGUAGAGAUUCCGCAUUGUCUUUGUUCAUAACGUUUUAUGAUCGCACAUGCACCACAGAAUCACGGCGGUCAGCGACUCUUCACAUUCAGUCUGAUUUCGUAUUUACUCUUGGAUUUUUUAGAUUACGGCAUAUAUGGUGCAAGUAGCACAACGAGCAAAGUAAAAGUCGGUAUAAGUACACGUGUGGAUUCAAAAAAGUGAAAAAAAUUUACAGGUAGAAGUGCCGUUAGAUUUAAUUGCAGUGAGUACGAAGGAAUAGGCAUCAGCACAGUCAUGAUUGAGUUUGAGGACCCAGCAUGGUGAAGCAGGAUGCAGCAGAGAAUUUGCGUGUUACUUGUCCAAGCAGAAAAACCAAGCAAGCGCAUGACCGCC